Messenger RNA from Microstroma glucosiphilum, 2502 nucleotides. RefSeq names its product MFS general substrate transporter. Gene Ontology annotation, molecular function: transmembrane transporter activity. Lineage: Eukaryota; Fungi; Basidiomycota; Exobasidiomycetes; Microstromatales; Microstromataceae. The record is from RefSeq and is a predicted model, not a curated record. Gene Ontology annotation, biological process: transmembrane transport. The transcript is spliced from 2 exons. Bases 265 to 2208 code for a protein of 647 amino acids.
AGGCAAUCACGAUUCACUCGUUCGUCGGUGCUCAUCGGUCGUGACUCGCAUCGACUGGCCAUGCUGACAAAAGUGGGUGUGCAAUAACAUCCCCCUUCCUUGCCUCCUCACCACUGCCAUCCAUCUACGUCGUGCUUGCUGCUAUGAAGGAUUCCUCACUACGGUAGAUCCUCACGCAUCACCCUCCUUCUUGCUCCUUCUCCAUCCCCGCUCUAUCUCUCCCUCUCUGCCCGAGCCUUUUCCCCCGGGGCAACAGCAGCCACAAUGGACGUGCAAGAGCACGUCGCUUCCCCCGACUCCCCUACCUCUGCCACGACGCAAGAGAGGACUACUUCGUCUUCCCCACGGUCACCCUCCCGUAGCAGCGGCGCUUUCAAAGAGCCAACAACAGCCCCACCUCUCUCUGAUGGGACAGCUCCCAGCCAGCUUUCUGGCGACCGAUCAAACACGACGGACGACAAGCCCGAAGAGACUCGCGUACCUCGUUUCGCUCGCCGUCUCUCCGUUGCCAGUCGUCUCUCUCGUCAAGUGACUCGCGAGACGGAAAAGGACGACGAUGAUCCCUAUCUUGUAGCCUUCUCAUACAAGGACCCUUCGGACCCGCGACAUUGGCCAGAAUGGUACAAGUGGACCAUCUAUAUGAUCUACCUCUGGCCCGAGAUUUGGGCACAGGCCAUCUCCUCACUCUUUGCCCCUGCUACGGCAGCUGCUGCUGAGGCCGUGGGAGUGUCGGAGGCGGCAAUGAGGACAGUGCAGGCCAUCUACCUCUUUGGAUUUGCCGUCGGACCCAUCGUGGUAGCGCCUGUAUCGGAAGACUACGGCAGGAAAUGGAUCGGCGUCGGGUCGAUUGUCAUCGUCAGUCUAUGCCAGAUCCCCUGCGCACUAGCAGGCAGUCUGGGCCUCAUCCUUCCAUUCCGCUUCGUUGCUGGCUUCUUCGCCGCCGCUACCUUCAACUCCAUCGGCGUUGUUGCCGAUCUCUGGGAUCCGGUAGACCAGGGCUGGGGAGUGAACCUGUUCUGCUUGGCCGCCGAGGUGGGCGCUGAUCUGGGAGCAGUCAUGGGCGGCUACAUCUACGCUCGCCAUGGGUGGAGGUGGACAUUUGGCGUCAGCGGACUGGGCAUGGCAUUCAUCACCUGCGUCUUGCUCAUUUUCGGCAGAGAAACAAGAGGUGGUGUGAUCCUGUCCAAGGCAGCUGCCAAGAAGAGGAAGGAGACUGGCGAUGACAAGUUCUACUGUCUGCACGAGAAGGACGUUCAAGCCAAGACUUGGAAGAUGCGAUUCACCGAGACCGUAGGAAGACCAGCGUGGAUGCUCGUCACGGAGCCCAUCGUUUUGACUACCGCCUUAUUCGAUGGACUCAACUAUAUGGUCAUCUAUGCCUUCAUUCUCGGCUUCUCCCUCGUUUACGGAAACGUCUAUGGCUGGUCAAAUGGAAACGAAGAGCUUCCCCUAGUAGCAGCUCUGACAGGGUCAUUCCUAGCCUUCUUCUGUCUACCCCUUCAGCAAGCAUGGGAGCGUCGCUCCAUACGGCGGUCCCCCGAUGGCGAGCUGGUACCAGAGGAGCGUCUCUUCUGGCUCGUCGUCUCUCCUCUCUUCCCGGUUGCCCUCUUCUGGUUCGCCUGGACAGCAGUGCCAGGUGUACACUGGAUCUCAUCAGUCCUGGCUAUCGGUCUCGUCGGCUUCGUAUCCCACAUCAUCUUCUACGCCGUGUCAGACUACACAGUCGCCGCUUAUUCCCUCUACGCCGCAAGUGCCGUAGGUGCCCAGUCCCUCAUGCGCGAAGUCCUCUCGGGCAGCUUCACUCUCUUUGUAGUGCAGACUUAUGAAAACCUCGGAUACCAAUGGGCCUCAUCCCUCUGGGGCUUCCUAGCUGUAGUGGUAGCCGCAGUGCCCUUUGCCCUGUACUUCUUCGGCCACAAGCUGAGGGAAAAGAGUCCCUUUUGCCGAGAGCAGAUGCAGGCCACGCGGGACAUUCGCAAAGAGACGGAAAGACUCAGAGUCAAGCAGGAGAAGUCCAGAUCUCGGUCCAGGGCACGCGACGCUUCGCGGCCUCCGGCUGGAGAGGAAGGUGCACCCCCUCGCGAUGGGCCGAGCGAGGCAGAUGUGGAGAAGAGGGGGGAGGCAGAGGCUGAGGAGAGGCAAGGCAGGCCGCUGGAGAGGGCAGUGGGAGCAGCGGCGCCUGCGGCGUAUUUUGCUCAAGACGAGUGAGACUUAGAGAGGAUAGAUACCCUCAACCUCAUCCCCCACCCGACUAGUAUAGAUGCCAGAAGCUCCAGGGACGUAGCAUCUUUCACCUAGCAUACACCACUCGUCACGCAUCACGCAUCUACAUCUUCAUCUUCAUCUUGAGACCCUGUAAUUAGUCACAUUGUACACUACCUAGAUCUGCAAAGAGCACCCACACCUGCACCUGCAAUCGGAUCCUCCUCCUCGCGCAGCCCCCCUCCCCGGGCUUCCCUCUCGUCUCGCCAUCACCAAACCCUCCUCUUCCCAAUCCAAGAC